ACCACAUCAGCUUAGGACCGCGUUGGAUUGAUGCAGAGAUGAGCGGGGAGAACGUCAAGCUGUUUGUGGGGAACCUUCCUUUAGAUGCAACUCAAGAUGAACUAAAUAAGCUUUUUGCUCCCUACGGAGAAAUAGAAACAUGUUCUUUGCUCAGACAGUAUGCGUUCGUGACCCUAAAGGGGGAGGGCGCAGCAGACAGGGCCAUCCGGCAUCUAGAUGGCAAAGAGUACAGAGGCAGGCCCCUGGUGGUCGAAGAGUCACGUGCGCGCCCACCCAACUCCAUUAAAGUGUUUGUAGGCAACAUCAGCGCUACUUGUACAGCAGAUGAUUUACAUGGACUUUUCUCAACCUUUGGGAGAGUUUUAGACUGUGAUAAAGUCAAAGCAAGGUUAUGCUCAAAUGUUGGAUAUGCGUUUGUGCAUAUGGAGAGGAAGGAGGAGGCCCUGGCAGCUAUUGAGGCACUCAAUGGGACCAUGUUCAAGGGGCGUCAGCUGGCUGUAGAGCUUUCCAAAGCCCAACCUUUGAUCAAUCAGAUUGCAGGGGCUGGAGAUUCGGCUGCAGGUGGCAGAGAAGGUCUUCUUCCACGUCCUCCUCCAUCCAUGGAACAUCACCAGAGUCAAGCAGCUGUGCUAGCGGCAGCUGCUGCUGCAGCCGCUGGCUUGCCCAUACAGGUUCAACAAAGUGUCCAUAACUCAUUUUACAACACGACAACCUUUGAUCCGACCUACGCUGCUCUCAAAGGCCUCACAAGUUCUAAAGGUGCAGACGGGGUCAUAUACGGUGCACUUGCCAGCCAAGUGUAUGGAUCUGUUGCUGACCAGGUCUACCAAGAGCUAGCCAAUCACAAUCCUGCUAGUGAAGAGGCAGAGCAACCUGCAGUGCCAGAUCCAACGACACUUUUUGAAGCAGCAAGAGCCAAGUUUUUUCAGGAAGGACAGAAGGUUUUGGCAGAGCAGCAAGCUGGAAGAAAAGCAGCGGCUGCCGCAGCGGCUGCGGCCUCAUCAGAUAAUGAGCGAGAUCGCAGUCCAAUUAGAGGGAACAGAGCCCCUCUUCUACCUGACCCUGUUCCAGGCUCCUUUGCUCAGAUCCGCCCCAAACGGCGCACCCUGCUGCCUACGCCACCUGGAGUCUCUGAAGACGCAGCACCUGUCACCACAACAUCUGAAGCAGCAGAUCCUGUUGCUAGAUCGUAUUCAGAAUACUACCAGCAAAUGCAUCAGUACCAACAGUAUCAACAAUAUCAGCAACAAUACCAGUAUCUCCAGUACGCCUACACCAAUCCUCCUCCGCCACCUCCCGCACCGGCCAGUGGACAGACCCAAGCCCCCACCACAGCCCCCGCCCCACCAGGGACAUACACAGCGCCCCCAACUUAUGCCGCAUCGGACGCCUAUGCCACCCCAGGAGCUUACGCCAAUUCAGGAGGUUACGACGCAUCAUCGGGGGCCUACGACACUUCUUCUGGGAAUUACAAUGCUUCUUCAGGAAGUUACGACGCCUCAGCAGGAUAUGACACAUCUGGGGGCUACGGAGCAUCGGCAGCAUAUGAUUCAUCUGGAGCUUACCCAGCAACGGGAAACUACUCCACAUCCACACCCUAGAGUGGGAGGGAGCCAAACUGAGCCCUUGCCCCGGACGUUCGCCGCACGCAGCUGUAGAGUGGGAUGGGGAAAACAGCAGCGUUAGGCCUGAAACUGCUGUGGACGAUGGGGGUGUCCCCCCACUAAAGGUAAACACUCAGACCACACACUUCUGCCCCGCCCCGAAACAUGCGAACACACUCACAAGCAUAUUUUUUUUUUUACUAAACAGGAACAGCCAUGUUCGUGCUUAGUAUUCCUUUUUUUUUUUGUCUUUGGGCUUUUAAUUGGUCAGGAUUUCUGAUAUCUGGAACUUUUUCUCCUGUUUUUUAAUUUUUUCUUUUUUUUAACGGGAGUCAAUCUUUUUUUUUCUCUUUUUUUUUCCUCCUCCUUUGGUUUUCUGACUUAUUUUUCUUCAAGCAUACUGAGCUCAUACAUUCCUGUUUCUGACUUGUAAAGUCACCAAACCUCUUGAGGACAUUUCUACCACCUUUAUAUUAAAACUGCUUGUUUUCAGCAGACAUUUUGUUUUUACUGCUGCCUAUCACUAAAGAAGUACCGGGCAAUCACAGCCAGAACCAGAUUCGGGACAUUUCAGUGGGGUGGGAUGUUUUAGUUUUAUUAAGGUGACCCGGCGGCCACUUUAGGGGUUAAGUGCCUUGAUGAAGAGCUCUCCAUUUCAGAGUUGAAUAUCCUGGCUCAGGAUCGGUUGCUGGUACGGCGCAAGACUCCCCAUCUCCAAAAAAAAAACAAUUUUUUGAUGCCACUUUCAACUUGUAAGAAUGGCAAUGAACACAAAUUCUACAAUGUUUUAAAUUACAUUUUGUUCUUUGUUCUUUGAAAUGUUUCAUUAUCAAUAAAUAAAU
Molecule: messenger RNA, 2446 nt
Organism: Cyprinodon variegatus (sheepshead minnow)
Lineage: Eukaryota; Metazoa; Chordata; Actinopteri; Cyprinodontiformes; Cyprinodontidae
Gene: rbm14a
Product: RNA-binding protein 4-like
Exons: 9
Coding region: 39-1601 (520 amino acids)
Cellular component (GO): cytosol
Molecular function (GO): mRNA binding
Source: RefSeq, a predicted model, not a curated record